UUUUUGUUCCAACAGAUGGCUCCAUGCCGAAAACUUGUUUUCCAGGCCCAGAAAAGACCUCUCCCAGCAAGAUUGUCUCAUCUGAAAACUAAGGCAAAGUUUGGUCCCUCCCCUUCGGGGAGAGCCCGGCAGUCGCUCUGCCCGCCGGGGAUCCGCGAUCCUGCGGGUUCAGCCGCCUCCCGCCCGGUUCCGGGGAGCCUUGGGCGGCCCCAGGGUCCAUUUGGCUCCUCCAGACAGAGGGACAUGAGCAGAGGGCACCUGGGACACCGCACACCAGGUUUGUCACUGAAGGCACCAAUGGAAAAGGGGAGCAGCAGCACUGAGAAGUUUUACAGGAUCCCUGAGGGAAAGGGACCUCACUCGGUUGGAUGUACAGACCUGAUGACAGAAAAUGCAGCUGAGGGAAGUUUCUUGCGCCUGUAUUAUCCAUCAUGCAAUGCCACAGAUAAGGAAGAGGCACGGUGGAUUCCAGAUAAAGAGUAUUACCAAGGACUCUCUGACUUCCUUAAUAUGUACCGAAUUGUAGGAGAAAGACUUUUCCAGUACUAUGUUGGUUCAGUGACAUGUCCUGCAAAGUCAAAUGCUGCUUUUAAACUGGGAGAAAAAUACCCACUCCUCAUUUUUUCCCAUGGACUUGGAGCUUUCCGGACAAUCUAUUCUGCUAUUUGCAUUGAGAUGGCUUCCCAGGGCUUUAUAGUGGCUGCUGUGGAGCACAGAGAUGAAUCUGCUUCAGCAACGUAUUACUGCAAAAAAAGGUCCAUUUCUGUACCAGAGGAAGAGACCACAUCCCACAUGGAGAAGGAGUGGAUUUACUACAGGAAACUAAGAACUGGAGAAGAAGAGCGGUGUUUGCGCCAUAAGCAGGUGCAGCAAAGAGCACAGGAGUGUAUCAAAGCUCUCAACCUCAUUCUUAAAAUCAAUUCAGGAGAGGAAGUAACAAAUGUACUAAAUUCAAACUUUGACUGGAAUAGCCUAAAGGAUUCUGUUGAUACUAGCAGAAUAGCUGUGAUGGGACAUUCUUUUGGUGGUGCUACAGUUAUUGAGAGUCUCAGCAAAGAAAUAAGAUUCAGGUGUGGCAUUGCCCUGGAUGCAUGGAUGCUCCCUGUAGGUGAUGACAUUUACCAAAACAGUGUCCAGCAACCACUGCUUUUUAUCAACUCUGAAAAAUUCCAGUGGGCUGAUAAUAUCUUGAAGAUGAAGCAGCUCAGCUCCAAUGACACAAACAAAAAAAUGAUCACCAUCAAGGGGACAGUGCACCAGAGCUUUCCUGACUUUACCUUUGUGAGUGGAGAAAUUAUUGGGAGGUUUUUCAAAUUAAAAGGAGAAAUAGAUCCAAAUGAAGCAAUUGAUAUAAGCAAUCAUGCUUCCUUAGCCUUCCUGCAGAAACAUUUGAGUCUUAAGAAAGAUUUCGAUAAGUGGGAUUCUCUUGUGGAUGGCAUAGGACCCAAUGUUAUUCCUGGUACCAAUAUUGACUUAUCUCCAGCUGGACCUGAAUGAGGAAUACGAAGAACUACUGAAAAUGCUAUGGACAUCAGGACACUAAUGUUGGGCAGGCAUUACUCAGACAAAUGAUAGUAUUGGCCACUUACAUAGCUUUUGGGGUGCGGAACAAAAAACUAAAAAGAUAAAGGCAUUAAGGUUACAGUAUCAUGAAAAUGUAGAGAGGUUUUAGUUCAAAUAAGUCAGUGGGAUUUUCAGAAAUACUGCAACAGGGUAACUUCUGCUUUAUAAGCAGCUAAGGGAAAACCACUUGAUUGUAAUUUAAAUGGUCUUUCUGGUUUUGACUCAGAAUCAAGUUAGCAAAGAGAAAAUAAGCUCCAAGAAAUUCAACUGAAGUUCUGCUUACCAAGCUUUAAGUCAGUUUGCACCCAGCAAGCCUGUUUUGCAACGUAAUUAAGUUUAAUAACAAAGAUUAUUUUAGUAUUUCAGCUAUGCUCUGACAACAGUUAAGAGCUGGAGCAGGUUUUUGCUCCUUCUAGUCACAAAGAGGUGCCAGUGGAAGCUCUUCAAAACUCUCAAAGUAAAUCACAGGAAAAGCUACAGGAAAUAGUUUGAAGUAAUAGCAGAGAAAGUUGUUUGAUCAAACACAGGACUUACCACGUGAACUUAAUCCACUUACAUUUAAAAUCUGUAUUUCCUGCCAUACUCAGAUGUUUCCAUUCCAAAAGCUGCUGAAAUGGUCACUCUAGCAACUGUUAAUUCCUCAUAGGCAAAGCUCCAAGCAGUGCCUCUCCUGUUAAUCUCUGUAUUACCACUACCACUCAUUCUACUGUAGGUGAAAUGACAGAUGUGUCACUUCUACCACUCCCUUUAAAAGGGGUAUGUAAGCAUUGCUUGGGCAUUUUGACAUCUCACAUGGUUGCAGUGCUCUCCAACCACUUGUCUUUGUGCAGGUGCAAGCAUUGCUCUUACCUGUCAGCAGAAGCAGCUGACUGUGUCACUACCUAAAGGCAGCUUUGAUUUUUAGAGCAAAACUCCUCAAGGCUGCCACAUGGAAUGGUAACUUCUACAUGAAUAAACCUUGCAAAAGGGGGGCUGCUGUUAGCAGGCUGUUCAUUUCAAAAUCAGGUUACAGCAAAAUAACUGAUGCAAGUGGAACAAGCAAAGCAAUUAACAAUGUAAUUAAAUAUUUAUAUAAUCUGUGGCAUUAAGAGGAGAUUGCAACAACAUCUAAGGCUUUUUUUUUUCCAGAAUUUAAUUAAAUUCUCUCCAGCC
This is a messenger RNA of Calypte anna (Anna's hummingbird), 2715 nucleotides long. RefSeq names its product phospholipase A2 group VII (gene PLA2G7). The record is from RefSeq and is a predicted model, not a curated record. Gene Ontology annotation, molecular function: 1-alkyl-2-acetylglycerophosphocholine esterase activity. Lineage: Eukaryota; Metazoa; Chordata; Aves; Apodiformes; Trochilidae. The coding region runs from base 16 to 1497 and encodes 493 amino acids. The transcript has 11 exons.